UGAUCGAAUGGUUACGAAAAGUCAACAUAUAUUCAUAGCACGUGACCUCGAUAUGCUUUAGAUCAGCAUAUAAAUAAGAGAAUCAGCCAAGUAUUUAAUUCAUUUUGUCGCUCAUUUGGUUUGAGUAAACACUUGUACGUUCAUCGCGAAAAUGGCGUCUAAAUACAAGUUGACCUACUACAAUCUCCGAGCCAGGGGAGAGCCUACAAGACUUGUUUUGGCAUACGCCGGGGUGGAUUAUGAAGAUGUUCGUAUCCCGUUUGAUCUUAAAAGCGAAGAGUGGUUGGCAUUGAAACACAGUGGAAAGUGCCCUUUUGGACUGGUACCUAUCCUUGAAGUCGAGGGAGUGACCCUUUGCGAGUCCAUGGCUAUCCUUCGGUUUGUAGCCAAACGACAUGGUUUGAUGCCCAGUAAUGAUCUGCAGCAAGCCAAAGCAGACAUGUUUGCUGAAGGAGUGUAUGGUUUAGAGAACGAGAUCGUUCGUGCCAUUGUCCAUGCUGACCCGGCCCAACAGAAAGUUCUGAUGGAAAAGUUUAAUAAGGAGUCCUUACCCAGGCAAACUAAGUACUUCGAAAAGAUCUUGGAAAAGAACUCUAAAGAUGAAGUCUACUGUGUUGGAAAUAAGCUGAGCUUUGCGGACAUCUGCUUCUUCUCGUUCUACAACUCAUACAUUGCUAAAGGCCAACUGGAUCCUCCAGACGUGCUGAAAGAUUGCCCUCGCCUUACUACUCUGUACAAGAAAGUCAGAGAUGAACCUAAGAUUAAGGAGUGGAUCGAGAAACGCCCUGAAACAGCAUUGUAAAGACCAAUCAGCCGUGGAUACAAUCAUUAACCCUUUAACCCCUAAGAGUAACUAAAAUCUGAUUUCUCCUUACAAUAUCACCCCUAAACCACACAUUGACAAAACAAGAAUUAAGCAAAUGAUCACCAACUGUUACAUGAUUCUACCAACUUAUAGAUAGUUGAUCGAUGAAUAAAAACAGAAUUUAGAAAGCAAUUAAAGAGUAAGUAUCUCCUCUAAAUUGAUCAUGACGAUAGACGGACGGAAUUUCCAAUUCCAGUAGCUUUGCUACAAUAAAAGUGUCAGUUAUCAAGCAUUUUUCCUUUCGAUUUUAAGAAGUCUGGGAACAAGUUAAGAGGAGAUUCCGAUUG
Pocillopora verrucosa is the source of this 1152-nucleotide messenger RNA. RefSeq names its product glutathione S-transferase. NCBI's taxonomy places the organism in Eukaryota, Metazoa, Cnidaria, Anthozoa, Scleractinia, Pocilloporidae. Gene Ontology annotation, biological process: glutathione metabolic process. Gene Ontology annotation, molecular function: glutathione transferase activity. The record is from RefSeq and is a predicted model, not a curated record.